Ilex paraguariensis (yerba mate) is the source of this 1329-nucleotide messenger RNA. The record is from the annotation of a GenBank genome assembly. Lineage: Eukaryota; Viridiplantae; Streptophyta; Magnoliopsida; Aquifoliales; Aquifoliaceae.
AUGAAGCACUUUAAUUUGUUCCUUUUACUUCUAAUGUUGAUGUUCUUUGAAGUCAAAGCACAAUCUUCCUCCAGUGAGAAUGAUUUAAAUUCCCAAGAUGUCGCCUCGAGUUUUCAGCCAAGCCUAGCAGUUGUAAUUGGUAUCCUUGGCAUCAUGUUUUCUUUCACUUUUAUCCUCGUGAUUUAUGUCAAGUUCUGCCACAGGGCAUCAUCUUUUCCAAACCAACAGAUUCAAGGUGGACUUGUUAGAUCAUUGUCUCGAUUUUCAGGGAUCGAUAAAAUAGUAGUUGAGUCUCUUCCCUUUUUCAGAUUCUCUUCACUUAAAGGGUCCAGAGAAGGUCUUGAAUGUGCAGUUUGUUUGGCAAAAUUUGAAGAUGUUGAGAUUCUUCGGUUACUGCCUAAGUGCAGGCAUGCAUUUCAUAUCGAUUGUGUUGAUCAAUGGCUCGAUAAACACUCUAGUUGUCCUCUUUGCAGGCACAAGAUCAGUCCUGACGACCUUUCAUUGGUUCAGUAUUCAGAUAGUUUGAGGUUCUUGUGGAACCAAUCUGAUCUACGAGAGGACUCAAACUUAGAGCUCUUUGUUCAAAGAGAGGAUGAACAUCAAGGGUCUUCGAGAUUUAGCAUUGGAAGCAGUUUUAGGAAGUUUCUAAAAGGUAAGAAGGAAGAAGAACUGCCAAUCCAAGAAAGUUCUGAAACCGAGGAAGAUCAGAAUGAUCUGCAUAAGCACAAUCACAAGAUCAUUGUGUCUGAUGUAGUCUUCAAGAACAGGUGGAGCAAUGUUAAUUCCUCUGACCUCGUGAUUUUGAAUUCCGAAAUGCUUAAUUCCAUGUCGAGCAAUCGAUUUUCUUCUUUGGAUUCAAAUAAUGAGGAGUUUGGGACACCCAAAAAAGUGAUUGAAGAUGGUCAUGUUAUGAAUAUUAAGGAAGAAAUGGAAAGGAAAAGAAUGUUUGAGAGUAAGUUCUGCAAAAUCAAGCAAGGUGAUUCAUUUGCCUUUCCGGGUUUUCCUACUCCUUCAGAAUCCACUUCAAAUUCAAGCCAAACAUCAAAGGUCUUGGAUCCUACCGGAAAGAGAUCGAUGUCCGAGAUUACAAUUCAUCCCAGAUUGGCAGAGUUUAACAUGAAAAAUAGUGCUAGAGAGUCUUUUCCUGAAAAUAAUGAAGAGGAAAGAAAGAGAGAACUCUGGUUGCCAAUUGCCCAAAGAACAGUUCAAUGGUUUGCCAAUAGAGAGAAAGUAAGGAGGCCAGAAAUUAAGAGGGAAUUCAGGAAAACUGUCAGAAGACAGUCCAGUGCACAAGACUCUCGCUACUAUGGCUCUCAAGAGGUUAUUUAG